AGCAGCUCGCUGAGCAUGAGGCUGCUGGUCGACGCCAAGGCCGGGCGCGUGCUCUACGCCGAGGCCGGCAAGGACGUCGUGGACCUCCUCCUCUCCUUCCUCACCCUGCCCCUCGCCACGGUCGUCAAGCUCCUGAGCGCGGACGCCAUGCCCGGCUGCGUCGCCAACCUCUACGGCAGCGUCGAGCGGCUGGACGCGGCCUACGUCCGCUCCGCCGACGCCAGGGCCGCGCUGCUCGCGCCGGCCGGUGGGUACGAGAGCGGGAGGCUCCUCCAGCUGCCAGCCGCCGCCGCCGCGGUGCCGGCGCCCGCCGCCGUGGAAGUCUACCAGUGCGGCAAGGGCGGCACCGGCGACUGCUACGGCUACGUGGCCGCGGUGAGGAGCACGCCGUGCCGCCACUGCCGAGGCGCGAUGAACGAGCCCAUCGAGCUCGUGGGCAGCUCCGGCGGCGGCGAGACGGAGACGGCGGCGGCUUCGGUCUCUGAUCUUGCCGGCACGGGGUUCGUGAAGGAGGUCGUGAUGUACACGGUCAUGGACAACCUCCAGGUCGCGCCCAUGUCCACCAUCUCCAGCAUCGCCGCCCUCAACGCCCUGGGCAUCACGGACAUCAGCUCGCUCCAGGAGGGAUGUAGGUGUCAUUCUAAGAGUGAUAAUCUGAUGAGCGCCAUUCGUUAUAAUGGUAAAAAUGUAAAAGCCCCGCUCCAGGAAAAGUCUGUUCGAGUGGGGUACAACGAGGGAUUGGAGAUGCUGAGAGCGUCGCUGCAGUCCAAGACCGUGCUCACGGACAUCUUCCUCGGGAAGAAGACACGGGAGGCUGCCGCCGCGCCUUUGGAGAAGAAGAACCUGGAGAUGGCCGUUGCUACUGUUCCCAGUGAUGUGUGA
Messenger RNA from Panicum virgatum (switchgrass), 882 nucleotides. RefSeq lists its product as uncharacterized. Lineage: Eukaryota; Viridiplantae; Streptophyta; Magnoliopsida; Poales; Poaceae. The transcript is spliced from 4 exons. The record is from RefSeq and is a predicted model, not a curated record. Bases 16 to 882 code for a protein of 288 amino acids.